Molecule: messenger RNA, 2286 nt
Organism: Trametes versicolor FP-101664 SS1
Lineage: Eukaryota; Fungi; Basidiomycota; Agaricomycetes; Polyporales; Polyporaceae
Exons: 10
Coding region: 1-2286 (761 amino acids)
Biological process (GO): regulation of DNA-templated transcription
Cellular component (GO): nucleus
Molecular function (GO): zinc ion binding; DNA-binding transcription factor activity, RNA polymerase II-specific
Source: RefSeq, a predicted model, not a curated record
AUGGAAUCAGGGGAUGGUGUACCUCAGUACGAGGGAAACGGGACAUCCUCAACGAGCAGCACCCGAGUCUCGCUCGAGCGUUCCGUCGAAACCGAGCGCUCCAGGUCAUCCUCGCCUUCGGCAGCUUCCUCUGGUGAGGAUUCAGCAGCACGCAGCGCAAAGAAGUUGCGGAUCGACCUCGCACCCGAUCAGCCCUUGACGGCAGACGGGAAACCUCGCGCUCGCGUCUACGUAGCAUGCCAGGGGUGCCGUAGUCGAAAAGUUCGAUGCGAUGGCGCGAAGCCUGUUUGUUUCAAUUGCCGUCGUCGCGAUCCGAACAUCGUGGUCUGUAACUACGACCAAGCGCCCAAACGGCGCGGACAAGACAAAGUGCCCGGAACACGGAUCCGCUCUUCUGCAGGCAGCCGUAAACCCCGGCCAUCGCGGCGAAUUACAGUGGAGGGUGGUGCUAGCGCCGCCGAUAACAUACACAAUUCCCUGCUACAGAACGCGAUUGAGGACUUUGACCCGGCCUCUUUCGAACCGAGCCAGGUCGAUCUGUAUGCGCUUCCCGACCCUCCCGGCGACACUGAGGAGCAAGAGCCUCCGGAGGACGCCACCGAAUCCCUCUCCUCCGAGCCCAGUGUGCAGUUCACGCGCGAGACAUGGUGGGACAGCCUCCUCACGCUCUAUGCUCUCGAGGACGACGGCAGCAAUCUCCAGGUCGCAUCUCUCACGGCCUCACAGCGCAACACCUCAACGCUGCGUAUAUUCAACGACAUUCGCUGCCUCUUCCGGACGUCCGUUUACUGGGGGAGUUUUAUCCACCUACAGCGGUUCUUCGAGACCAUUCUUAAUCCGAUCCGCCGGCCGACGAUUCAGCCAGGCCUGAUCCUAGGCAUGCUCGCUAUGGGCACGUUCGUACAGAGCUGCGAGCUGCGACGAGGGGUCAAAGGCCGCACUCGUGCACUGAAGUUGGUCGACCAAGCGCACGCGGCCAUCCAAGCGAGCCUCAGCGCAAACUGGAUCGAUAUUGGGCUGAUACAGGCAGCAUGGUUCCUCGCGUUCUUCGAGAUGCAGGCUCACCCAUCGCAAUCGUAUGACCGCAAUCGCUCGGCAUUCGUCCUGCUUGAUUCUCUGAUCCGCUUGUUUUCUCUUACCACACUCGACGCCGACCUCCCGGGCUCCCAGUUCUCCCUCUUUGCUAUGCACGAUGACACCUCGGCACUCGCGGCGACCUUGGACAUCGAGCCAAGUCUGACAGCUCAUCCACCCGAACAAACCUACGCUAAAUUUGCGCCCGUCCCGCUAUUGCGUCCGACCGUACCUGGGCUCACCGGCGUAGCAGGUGCCGGAUGCAACUGCGCCCAGUUCACGAUCGGACGGCAGUGGCCCGCGGUGGUCGAGGUGGCGCCGCUCUGGGACGGGACGGUGAUGUGGCCUGCAGGCGUGACAGAGGGCGAGGUGCAGCGGGAGGAGUGUCGCCGCCUCGUCUGGUCGAGCGUCAUGCUCGCCGCCGGCCAUAACUCAUACACGUCCGCGAGCGCGGAACUCGACCUCGCGGAUCUGUCCAUCAAGCACUACGACAACUUCGCGCUGCUUCUGCCCGGGGAGGUUCUGGCGCGCUCCGGCACGCCCGUGGCGCAGCACGACAUCUGGGCGCUGUACCUGCGCGCGAUGCUGCUCUGGCACACGGGGCUGCGCAUGCGGUCCGACCGCGCCAUGCCGGACCUGCAGCGCGCGCAGUUCGCGAUCGACGCGUGGCUCGAGGCGGACGCCGUUGAGGCCGCGCUGGGCAUGCAUACGUGCAACCUUGAGAGCCGCCUUGCGUACCAGGCGCGCGAGUUCAUCUUCAACGCGCGGAUGUGCAUCUCGUCGGAUUUUCAGCGGUACCUGCCCCAUGUCUCUUCGGAGAGAAGCAGCUUGCUGUAUCGCCAGAAGUGCGAAGCAUGGCUGCGAGGACAAAUGGCCGUCACGCAGUUCCUCUGGGACUGCUUGCAUACGAACCCGGCGAACGAGCUAGGAACGCGCUCGUUCCUGGUGUACUGGUUCAUGGGUCAUGUCACUAGGGCAUUGACCCUGUGGGAGAAUGACCGCGGGAUGACGCUCGCCCUUGACGCUGCGAAGGUGUUUGUACUCCCGCUCGAGUACUUGAUGCAACUCUGGCCUUGUCCUAGACAACGGGAGAAGUGGCAGAGGUUGCGCUAUACGCUCGUUGACACUUGCCUGAAAGCCGGUGUUGCACCUCCGGCCCCAGCGUUUCCGCCGCCACCUCCACAGUCAGGGCUGUGCGCUCCUGAGGCCUGA